Linum trigynum is the source of this 219-nucleotide messenger RNA. The record is from the annotation of a GenBank genome assembly. NCBI's taxonomy places the organism in Eukaryota, Viridiplantae, Streptophyta, Magnoliopsida, Malpighiales, Linaceae.
AUGCUUCCCUCCGCCUCCGCAAUCGUCUCGGCUGUUCGUCAAGAUUCCACUUCGGCGGUGGAGUUGGAGCAAAGAUUCCACUUCCGGAGAAUCGUUCAUCCAGAAUCGAUCCUCUCGGUGUAUGUGAGGACAAGCUGGGAGCUACGUGAUGGACCAAUGGGAGUUGCGGCGGGUAGCUUCUCUUCUAAGAACAGAUUCCGACGACGAGAGAGCUGCUGA